UACAGGGUUUAGAUUACAGAAGUCAUGCGACUGUCUUCGUGUCUGUGAUGGGUCGUGGUAGAGUUUGUUCUCUUCUCCUUGCUUUUCUUCUCGUUGCUUUCGGUGCAGCCCAGCCGGAUGUCUGUAAAGAGCUGUGUUCAUGUUCUCUUGACGCUGUGCAUUGUUCUCAACUCGCCGUGUUUCCACCGAUUCGCACGUUUCCCGCGAACAUCUCUACGCUGACAAUUUCUUAUUCACCGAAGGCAGCGAUUCGUAUCGAGGAACUAGCCGAACUUCCUUAUCUAACAAGCUUGAAUUUGGUUUACAACAAGAUCACUAACGUAUCGAAAUUUGUUUCAUCGAAUCUACGCGUACUUAACUUAGACCACAACCAGAUCGAGAGUGUCGAACCUGGUGCAUUCGACUCACUGGAGAAUUUACUUGACUUGUCAUUGGCAAACAACAAACUAAAAUCCUUCCCUGUUUUCCGUAAACGCUCAUCGAUAACAAGACUUUUUGUAGGUGGCAAUAUAGGAAUAACAUCGCUGGAUAAACAAUCCCUUUAUAACUUACCUCGACUACAGUUGCUCUCUCUCAAAUCCUCUGGACUGACCAGUCUGCCAUACGCAAUUUUCCGACGAAACAAAGAGCUCCAAGCCCUGUUGCUGAGUCGUUCUGUUUCACUAACAACUAUCAACGAAUAUGCAUUCGACGGAUUGAAAACAUUGACAAAACUAGAUUUAUCCUACACAAGAGUGACGACCAUACCGAAUCAGGGACUGGAAUACCUUGAGAAGAUUUACUUAAAAGGAGUCCCUGACUUCUGGGUGCUUCCAGCUACCCUGUGGAAUAUAAGGGAGGUUCACUUAGACCAGUACAACUCCUUCCUUUGCUGCGCAUUCUACCUUCAGCGAGGAACACCUGAUUGCACUUAUUUGUCAGGACAGACAGGCGAUGUACCGACCUAUCUUCCUAUAACUGAUUUAGAAACAACUUCUUCCACUUCUACCAACGCUGCAACUUCACCUACUAGAUUCGGGACCCCACCUUCGGGUUUCGGAACACCACCGUCAGGUUUCGGAACACCGCCGUCGGGUUUUGGUACACCACCUGCGGGUUUCGGAACACCGCCGUCGGGUUUCGGUACACCGCCGUCGGGUUUCGGAACACCGCCGUCGGGUUUCGGAACACCGCCGUCGGGUUUCGGUACACCACCUGCGGGUUUCGGAACACCACCAUCAGGUUUCGGGACACCGCCGUCAGGUUUCGGAACACCACCAUCAGGUUUCGGGACACCGCCGUCAGGUUUCGGAACACCGCCGUCAGGUUUCGGAACACCAUCUUCAGGUUUCGGGACAGCGCCGUCAGGUUUCGGGACACCCCCGGGUGGAUACGGUAAUCGGUCUACGCCAUAUCGUCCUAUUAUCACACUUCCACCAGGAUUCCACAAUGUAACCAGCAAAGUACAUUCGACAAUACCACAUGAGAACAAAACUAACGCAAGCGCGUAUAGAUGCCCCGACACUCGGCCGCUUGUAAAAUGCUUCCCGAAACCCGACGCUUUUCACCCGUGUGAGGAUAUCAUGGGUGCCGCGUGGUUGACUACGUUUUCUUUUUUAGUCGGAGGGAUGGCUGUGGUAGCGAAUUUCGUAGUGGCCUUGGUCUUACUCGUGAGUGAGCGUCGACUGAACGUGACGCGGUUUUUGAUGUGUAACCUCGCCUUUGCGGACUUCUGCCUCGGCCUUUACUUGUUCAUUCUCACGUGUGUUUCCAUGGAUACGCACGGACUAUACCAUAACUACGUACGUCGGUGGCAGUACGGGGCGGGAUGUAAGCUAACAGGCUUUCUGGCUGUCUUUGCGACUGAACUGUCUGUCUACACGCUUGUACUUAUUACACUAGAGAGAUUCUAUGCAAUUGUUUACGCCAUGCAGUUAAACACGCGCCUGUCUAUGCGCAUGACAGUACGUGCGAUGGCCGCUGGGUGGGUCGCCGCGGUGUUGCUAGCCUCAUUACCGUUGAUGGGUGCCAGCAGUUAUUCCAAAGUAGCAAUAUGUCUGCCUUUUGACGUUUCAACAACCGGUUCCAUAGCCUACAUUGCAUUUCUUUUAUUCCUUAAUGGAGCCGCUUUUGCGUUUGUGCUGUACUUAUACAUGAGGAUGCUAAUGACGGUCAUAUCAGGAGGAGAUAUGGAGGGUGCCCCUAAACGGGACGACAGCAAAGUCGCCAAGCGUAUGGCGUUAUUAGUCCUCACUGACUUUGUUUGCUGGGCCCCAAUUGCAUUCUUCGGGAUCCUUGCAGCAUUUGGAACCCCACUCAUAGACGUGACAGCCUCAAAGACACUCCUGGUGUUUUUCUUCCCGAUCAACAGUCUAUGCAAUCCAUUCCUGUAUGCCUUUUUUACCAAAGCGUUCAAAAGAGAAUUGUUUGUGUUGCUUAGUCGCUGUGGUUUCUGCAGACGUCGUGCUUUGAAAUACUCUGGGACUUUGAGCUCUCUGAUGUACUCGCGGCGCAAAGCCUCAACUGCUAGUGAACGGUCCAAACGCGUUUCAACCGCCUCAAAUGACUUUAAAACCAGUAGCCUGAACAAUACGCCGACUGGAACCAAAAAGUUUAGUGUUGGUGCAUAUAACGGUGCCAUUGAAAUGGAAGAGAAAGGUUCCACGGGGACUCUAAAUAGGUCAGUGGAUAAAGACUUUGCAGACACGACACCCUCAAACGAACCAUACUCAGCGGACCUCUUCCUUCAGCAUGAUAAUGGUGUGUGUAAUCCUGGGUUCGAAAACGAACCAUCUGUUUCUAAUGGCGACCAAGUGUUCUUUCCUCCUUCCCCUAGUCAUUCCAAUCCAAAUUCUCCCAAGUCAGCGAUGAAGAAGAGCUCUGUUACUACUGGGCGUGGCGCCUCAGGCGAAGAUCUCGGAAACGAGGCCAAGGGAAAACAGAAUAAAAAACUGUCUGUCGUAUUCAAGGACUAGAAAAUACAAAAAAUAAUUUAUGAAAUAGUUAAAAAAAUAUUUCAAUAGAAAGUUAUGUUGUGUGGUGGCAGAUGUAUUGCUCCUGUGGCCUUUUUCGACGCAUGCGAAAAGUCAAAUACGCUGGUUCCAGAGCCUCGAACGUCUCUAUUUACUGGCCAGCCAGCUGUCGCAAGCUAAAUAGAGAGACGUUCGAGGCUCUGGAACCAGGGUAAAAGUCAUACUAAAUUUAAAGAAUAAAAGUAGAAAGUCGCAUACAGGUUUGUAAAUGUUGAUCAACGCGUUCAGUUAUCUGUUUUUCUUUAAAAUGUUGAGAAUUUGUUUAAGCUUGUCUGGAUUUAAAAAAAUUCGCCAAGCUCUUUGCUCCACGGCAGUGACACGAAUAGGAAGCGCCUAGGAAUUGCAA
Nematostella vectensis (starlet sea anemone) is the source of this 3357-nucleotide messenger RNA. RefSeq names its product probable glycoprotein hormone G-protein coupled receptor. Gene Ontology annotation, cellular component: membrane. The coding region runs from base 48 to 2954 and encodes 968 amino acids. NCBI's taxonomy places the organism in Eukaryota, Metazoa, Cnidaria, Anthozoa, Actiniaria, Edwardsiidae. Gene Ontology annotation, molecular function: protein binding; G protein-coupled receptor activity; protein-hormone receptor activity. The record is from RefSeq and is a predicted model, not a curated record. Gene Ontology annotation, biological process: G protein-coupled receptor signaling pathway. The transcript is spliced from 9 exons.